ACAUUUGUUCAAACUAAUUUGUUACUGGGUUUAUUCUCAGGCUGAUGGUUUUUUCCCCCUCCGUCUUUUCUAUGAGCUCUAACAACUUUUCGUGUUAGUUAUCUCCACUUUUGCUUGGCCUUUGGGCAAACAGUUUGAAAAACUCUCAGCUUUAAAAUGGUAGAGGGCAGCCUCAUACUGGCUUUUUAUAAUAAAAUUUCCUAAAAUGUGAUUAAAUGAGAUUUGCCAUUAAUUAAAAUUAAGGCCCUUAAAAAUCAAGAAUUUGAUAUAUUUUUAAAAUAAUGAUAUUUUUCUUCUACAGAUGGAAUGUGGUGGAAUGAAUUUAGUCUUUAUUCCAAACAUAAAUUAGUAAAUGAUUUAGGCCUCUAGCUGUAAGUGAAAUUCUAUAGGUAGAAAAACUGAUUGACCCCCACCACCCACAGGUGCUCUCUUGCUGUGGAAUCCCUUUGCUCGGUUUUCUCCUGUCCAAUCAGGUGGAAUGUUUCACAGGCACAUGGUUUAUACAGCUCAAAAUAACUUGGGACCUGUGAGCUGACAAAUGCUCUGGCUCCGGUGGUGACAGGUUGUCCAGCUUCUUACAGCCAUCUUCACUGAAACUAAGGUUAACUCCUCACUCUCUAUGGACGGCUGCUCUCUAUUUCCAAGGGCGUGAAGAACUUUCUUUUUCUCCUCUGCUUUCAUCUAAAAGUUCUCCUUGGAUAAUUAUCAUCACAGUGGAGUGCCUGGGUUGGACAUCUUCAUCUGGGUCAACUAAAAAAAGAAAGCAUGCAAGACGACAGCAUAGAAGCUUCUACUUCCAUAUCUCAGCUUUUAAGAGAGAGCUAUUUAGCAGAAACUAGACAUCCAGGAAACAAUGAGAGGAGUCGAGCAGAACCUUCCUCCAACCCUUUCCAUUUUGGCAGUCCUGGAGCUGCUGAAGGAGGAGGCCAAGAUGACCUUCCAGAUCUUUCAGCCUUUCUGAGCCAAGAAGAAUUAGAUGAAAGUGUUAAUCUGGCAAGACUGGCCAUCAACCAUGACCCUUUGGAGAAAGCAGAUGAAGCUCAAGCUAGAAAACGUCUUUCUUCUGAGCAGAUGAAACACUCACCUAAAUCAACUUUUGACCCUAACUUCUGCCAAGAUAACUCUCGAAGUCCUUCCAGCUCUAAAGAGAGCCCUCAGGAGGCAAAAAGGCCACAGUAUAGCUCAGAAACCCAGUCCAAAAAAGUAUUUUUAAAUAAAGCUGCCGAUUUCAUUGAAGAGCUGUCCUCCCUUUUCAAAGCCCAUAGUUCCAAAAGGAUUAGACCUCAUGCUUGCAAAAACCACAAGAGUAAAUUGGAAUCUCAAAACAAACUUAUGCAGGAAAGCAGCUCCAGUGUCUCAGAUCUAUCAGAGAGAAGAGAAAGAUCUUCUGUUCCCAUCCCUAUCCCUGCAGACACCAGGGACAAUGAAGUGAAUCAUGCCCUUGAACAGCAGGAAGCUAAGAGGCGUGAGGCUGAGCAGGCUGCCAGUGAGGCAGCUGGUGGAGACACCACCCCAGGGUCUUCACCUUCAUCUUUGUACUAUGAAGAACCUCUGGGGCAACCUCCCCGGUUCACUCAAAAGUUACGGAGCAGAGAAGUUCCAGAAGGAACCAGAGUACAGUUGGAUUGCAUAGUGGUAGGAAUUCCACCACCUCAAGUAAGGUGGUAUUGUGAAGGUAAGGAGCUUGAAAACUCCCCAGACGUUCAUAUUGUCCAGGCAGGAAAUCUACACACACUGACUAUUGCUGAAGCCUUUGAAGAAGACACAGGACGUUAUUCCUGUUUUGCUUCUAACAUCUAUGGGACAGAUUCAACUUCUGCUGAGAUUUAUAUAGAAGGGGUUUCUUCUUCUGACUCAGAAGGGGACCCUAACAAGGAAGAAAUGAAUCGAAUCCAGAAGGCAAAUGAGACGUCAUCCCCUCCCACUACUUCUGCAGCCAUUCCUUCAGUAGUUCCCCAAGCCCAGCAUGUGGUGGCCAAGCCCAGGGUGUCAACCAUCCAGCAGUGUCAGAGCCCCACCAACUAUUUGCAAGGAUUGGAUGGAAAACCUAUCAUUGCAGCUCCUGUUUUUACAAAGAUGUUACAAAAUUUAUCAGCUUCUGAGGGUCAGCUGGUUGUCUUUGAAUGCAGAGUGAAAGGAGCUCCAUCUCCUAAAGUUGAGUGGUAUAGAGAAGGGACCUUGAUAGAAGAUUCUCCAGAUUUUAGAAUUUUACAGAAAAAACCUCGAUCCAUGGCAGAGCCAGAGGAGAUUUGUACUUUGGUCAUUGCUGAGGUAUUUGCAGAAGACUCUGGGUGCUUCACAUGUACUGCAAGCAACAAAUACGGCACCGUGUCCAGCAUUGCACAGCUAGAUGUAAGAGGAAAUGAAGACCUCAGAAAUAAUGGAUCUCUUCACUCAGCCAACUCCACCAACAACCUGGCUGUUACUGAGCAACAGCCAUCCCCACCCAACCCAGAACCUUCAGUGGAACAGCCCUCAAAACCCAAACUCGAAGGCGUUCUGGUGAACCACAAUGAGCCCCGGUCCAGCUCGAGGACUGGGCUCCGCGUGCACUUCAACCUGCCCGAAGACAACAAACUAAGCGAAGCGUCUUCUGAGGGCCGCACAGCGGCCACCAACCAGCCCAGGCCCGAUUCUUUCCGGGACAGAUCCAAUGGACAGGGAGCAAGAAUCCCUGAACCUUCUUCCCCCAUCAAAGAGCCUCCUCCCAUUCUGGCCAAACCCAAACUGGCAAGGCCGAGGGUGACGGUUUCCCUUCUCUCUCCCCGCUCCUGUUUUGUGUGCAGCGACUCCAGUCAACUACAACAGCUUCACAACCAAGUCUUACUGGAACAACAGCACUUGCAAAACCCAUCUCCUUCAUCUCCUAAAGAGUUUGCUUUCAACAUGAGUGUUUUGAACUCCACGGCCUCCCCGGCGGUGACAGUGUCCAGCAAGCAGACGAAGGCCCCAUCAUCACAGACAUUUGGCUUGUCCCGGCCAAAGCAUUUCUUCCUGCCCACGAAUGCCACCGCGGCAGCAGUGUCCCCCUCCAGCUCUCCAGUGUUCACCCUGAGCAGCAUUCCUCAAGUCAUUCAGAGGACAGUGAGCAAAGAAAACCUCUUAGUCUCUCACCCCUCCGUGCAAACCAAAUCCCUCACAGGGGUUUCUAUCCAAAAUGAGCCACCCCCUCCAGGUCCAAUAGAGCCAGCACAACCGCCACUCACAUUUUCCAUCUCCAGCGGAAACCAGUUUCAGCCCCACUGCGUGUCCCCAGCUCCCGUCUCUCCCACCAGCCGGAUUCAGAACCCAGUGGCUUUCCUCAGCUCCGUUCUGCCUUCUCUCCCUGUCGUCCCACCCACCAACGCCAUGGGGCUGCCUAGAAGUGCACCAUCCGUGCCAUCCCAGGGACUAAUGAAGAAAAAUACAAAAUCUCCCCAACCAGUAAAUGAUGAUUACAUUCGUGAAACAAAGAAUGCAGUGAUUCUAGACUUGGGGAAAAAAAUGAAUUUCAGUGAUGUCAGAUCAAACCAGCAGGAGUACAAAAUUUCAAGCUUUGAGCAGCGACUGAUGAAUGAAAUAGAAUUUCGCUUGGAACGUACCCCUGUUGAUGAAUCAGAUGACGAAAUCCAACAUGACGAGAUCCCCACGGGCAAGUGUAUUGCUCCCAUCUUUGACAAAAGACUCAAGCACUUCCGGGUCACAGAAGGUUCUCCGGUCACAUUCACCUGCAAAAUUGUUGGGAUACCUGUUCCAAAGGUUUACUGGUUCAAAGAUGGAAAGCAGAUUUCAAAGAGAAAUGAGCACUGCAAAAUGAGGCGAGAAGGAGACGGGACAUGUUCGCUGCACAUCAGCUCUACCAUGAGCGACGACGACGGCAACUACACCAUCAUGGCUGCCAACCCCCAGGGGAGAAUCAGCUGCUCUGGCCACUUGAUGGUACAGAGUUUGCCCAUUCGCAGUCGACUAACAUCUGCUGGUCAGUGUCACAGAGGAAGGUCCCGUGUGCAAGAAAGAGAUAAGGAGCCCCUACAGGAACGCUUUUUCCGACCACAUUUCCUGCAGGCUCCUGGGGAUAUGGUAGCUCACGAGGGGCGCCUCUGUCGGCUGGACUGUAAGGUGAGUGGCUUACCACCCCCGGAGCUGACGUGGCUGCUCAAUGGCCAAUCUGUGCUACCAGAUGCCUCCCAUAAGAUGCUGGUCAGGGAGACUGGAGUCCACUCUCUCCUCAUUGACCCACUCACUCAACGCGAUGCAGGGACCUAUACGUGUGUCGCUACCAACAAAACUGGAGAGAAUUCCUUUAGUCUGGAGCUCACGGUUGUAGCCAAAGAGGUGAAGAAAGCGCCUGUAAUCCUGGAGAAACUGCAGAACAGCGGCGUUCCCGAAGGCCACCCGGUGAGGCUGGAGUGCCGCGUGAUAGGCAUGCCGCCGCCCGUGUUCUACUGGAAGAAGGACAAUGAGACCAUCCCUUUUACCAGAGAGAGGAUCAGUAUGCACCAGGACACAACAGGGUAUGUCUGCCUCCUCAUUCAACCAGCCAAGAAAUCAGAUGCUGGAUGGUACACUCUGUCAGCCAAGAAUGAAGCCGGCAUCGUGUCAUGCACCGCUAGGCUGGAUAUAUACGCUCAGUGGCACCAGCAGAUCCCACCACCCAUGUCCGUCCGACCCAGCGGCAGUCGCUACGGCACUCUCAACAGUAAAGGACUUGACAUCUUCUCUGCCUUCUCCUCCAUGGAAAGCACAAUGGUGUAUUCAUGCUCCUCUCGGAGCGUAGUGGAAAGUGAUGAACUUUAAGAAUGUCGCUGUGCAAGGGGGCAGACCGCGGAGGGGAAUGAGGGUGAGCCAGACACAGUGGCAUGCAAGCAACCGGAUCUGAGUGAGUUCCCAAGGCCGCUGGACCUGUGGCAAGGCGUUCUUUGAAAGAGUCAGCUGGGGUCUCUUGCAGUCUCACCUGGGGGAGAGAGGCAGGGCUGUGCCUUUUAAAGAUUCCAACAAAAAUGUGAGAAGACAAUACAGAUAAACCAAAGAUGUCAUGCAGCUGCCAUCUACAGCUUUGGGAAAAAGCUAGCAUGCUCCCCUGCCCCGCUGCUGCGUUAGAGAUGUUUAGGCCCUUCUAGGAGCAACUGGCGGCCAUAGGCUUGGGCUGAGAGGAGUUAGACAGUAGUGACCUUAGGUAUCACUAACUCCCAAACAAUGCAAAGAAAAAAGGUGGGGAGUUCUCCAUCACCUUUCAUUGACUACAUCCAUAGCAGGUAGUUUUGCUGAAUUCAUUAUAUCAGCUUCUACUUAGCAUUAGGAGAGAGUGCCGUACAACACACAUAUGUAGAGAAGCACUUUUGAUUUGCUUAUCCUGGGUGUACUGAGCCACAUAAUAAGGUGCCAAAAUGUGCUUGAUACAAAAAAUUCACUGAAACACUCAAUAUUGCACAGUGCACUUAUUCUGUAGCCAAAACAGAGCCCCACCAGCCUGUCUGCACCAUUUUUUUGGUGGGGGGAGCUGAGGGGAUACAAUGAUGAGUGGUUUUUCUUUCUGACUUUAUAUAUCCCUACACUCUAGAACAAAAAGGUUGUUAAUAAGCUAACCAAAAAUAAAUCUUUCGUGGGGUUACUUUAAAACUACUAUCUUCAAUUUCCACUAGCAAAAUAUUAAUCUGCCUGUAAAAUACUGACCCUUCCACUACUUCCCUCCUCCAAAAGUCUGGAAUCAUGUGAGGCAGUGAGGGAGGAAGAUGCAUACAAGGUAAGGAAGUGAUGGGAGAACAUUCUUUGUCACUUGCCCCAAAAGAGUGGCGGUUGUGGAAGGAGAGUUCCUUCAUAGCUGUGAGCUACUUUGAGAUAAUUAAUCAAAUUGCAUUUUCUUUAUAGAAACCAUUAUGCUACCUGGGGUAGUGGGAGGAAAGGGGAAUAUGCAUCUGUAUCCAACCCACCCAAUCAAAACCUGCCCCUUCUACUUAAAUAAUUUUUAGACUUCAGUUCACCCCCAGUGCCUAGAAGAGUGCUUUACACAAAGUAGACAUUCAAUAGAUAUUUCCUGAAUAAAUGAAUCUUCCAUUAGAUAAAGAAGUCUGCAAUUCACACACCAGUCCAAAUAUUGCCCUGGGAAUGAUCGUCACAGCACAGUUUGCUCCAGACUCACCAGAGUAAUGGGUUGGAGGUGUCUGUUGCCAACUCACUGUACCCAAGUCUCUGGUGUUUGAGGCAGGACCCUCGGCUGGCAUCUCACUCAAGUAAACAGAGAGUAGGAAGGGUUUGAGGCUUUUUUGUUUAGAAAGGCUUGAAACUUUCUUCACUCAGGCAAGGAUUUCCAGCAUAAAAAUAAAUUCAUUCACUCAAAAAACCAUUUGUGUGUCCGCUCUGUAUAAGAAGCUCUGCUAGAGACUGUGGGAGACACAAUGAUACAAAUAAGACACAGUCCCUGACCUCAGGGAGCUUACAAUCUAGUAGAGGAGAUGAGAAAAAAGGCAUAUUAAAGUGCUGCCUCUUGGGGCAAACAUCUAUUUUUUAUCAAACGGAAGCCUCUAGUGCUCUCCAUCCUCUAUUUUUCAUGACUCAAAUCAUCUUAAUUAUUUUCAAUCUAUUUCUUAAUGAAAGGAAAUGCUUUAAGUUAUUAUCCUUUAAGAAACCAGUGUUUCAGUUAAUUAUUCGGAAUUACUAGAUUUUGUUUCCUUUUUUCAUGUAUACAGGACCAAUACUAAAAAGAUAGCCAACUGUAAUGAAAUAGAAUGCAUUUCAUAUGGAAUGCAUCCUGUAAAAUGUGUUUCUGUACUGGCUUCUAUUAUGAAAUCCCUUAUAACCAAAGAGAGCUGUCUAACUCCAGGAAUGCUCCUUCACAGUUGUGCACCCUACCUCCCCAUCACAUCUAUUUCUUGAAUCCCUAGAAAGUUCUCCCAGGAAAGGAUAUUUUUCAACUCUGUAUGUCUUAGCUUUCUGAGUAAUUUUUGUCUGUUGCCUUUUAGUGUUCGAGAAUGACGGUAAAUGCCAAGCUUGGCCACUAGAUGGCACUGUCUAACCAAAAAACAUAACAAGCCUAAAAAGUCCUGAACUUUGAACGAUCACACUGUAUUAAAACAGGGUUUCUCAACUUCAGCAUUACCGACCUUCGGUCUGGAUAAUUUCUGUUCCAGGGACUGUCCUGUGUGCUAUCGGAUGUUUAGCCACAUCCCUGGCCUCUACCCACUAGAUGCCAGUAGCCUCCCCAGGUGUGACCACCAAAAACGUCUCCAGACAUUGCCAUGUGUUACCUGGGAGGUGGAAUCCGCCUCUGCUGGGAGCCACUGUGUUGAAUGAAUGAAUCAGUGCCCUGCUCUGAGAAUUCUAUUAGCUUUCAUUUACAACGAGGGAUACUUAAUGUAGGAAAUUUUAGUUCUAUUGAACUAAAAUAUUUGGACUCAACAUAUCCAAAAUCAGAUUCAUCAUCUUCCCUUUCAUAAACCAUUCUUCAACUGAGUUUAAUGAUUUCUAGUAAUGGCACAAUCACAUUGUUAGUAACCCAAAGAAAAAGUAUCCAAGUAUUUUUUGCUUCCUCUUAUCCAAUCAGUUGUUACAUCCAGUUAGUUCUAAUGCUUUUUUAUUUCAUAUUCAGCCCUUCUUUCCAUCCUUCUGCAGUUCCUCAGUCCAGACUUUCAUUACUUUAUUAAUUGCCCUCAGUGCUUCUGAUUUCAAACAUAAUAAAAAACUUCUAACUGGCCUUUUGGCCCCUAGUCCUGCUAUUUUCCCCCACUCAAAUCCAGCCCAGAUCUCAAUGUCAGCUCAUUCUUCCUGAAGUACUUCUCCAAUUAUACUAUUCCCCAAUUUCAAUUUCCCAAUGGUUCCUUGGAGCCAACUCAGGUACCAGCUAUUCUGCCCUGUAGUAUUCAAGGCUUGCUCCAACAUAUCCCAAGGGAUUCUCACCCACUACUCAGAACACACUCCCAAUGUGACAGCAAACAGAGGACAUCGGCUCCCAGGCACAUGCCUCCUCUUGCCUCUGCUUGGAAGCUUCUCUCCCUGAUCUCCACCUACAGAAAUCUUACUUGUUCCUUAAAGUCCAUGUCCAAUGCCACUGCUUCUCUGAAAUAUUUUCUGGCCCCAACCAAAUACAAUUCUACUUUCUUUGAAAUCUUAUAGCAAAUUUCUUGAGUCUGGAAGAAGAGAAGAUGAUUUCAUAUAGUAUUUUAUAUAAAACACGGCUUCUGUAUACCUGCCUGCCUCCUCCCCUUGCACUAGCCCAGUCUUGCCUACACUAGGUUUUAGCAACUUGUUGGUAUGGACUGUGUCAAAAGUUUGCCAUGUACCUUAUACAGAAUAGGCACUCAAUAAAUAUUUAUUGACCUAAAUUGAACUUUAAAACUCUAUGUAAGUCAGUAUGGUUCUACAUAUAAAGUGAAUUGAGUCUAGAGCAGUGGUGCUUAACCUUGGCUGCACAUUAGAGCCUCCCCAUGCCCAGGCCACAACCCCAAGUCAGUAAGUCAUAAACUCUGGGAUUGUGACAUAGGCAUCAAUAUAUUUUAAAGCUUCCCAUGUGAUUCCAAUGAGCAACCAAGAUGGAGAUAUCACUUCAGAAUUUACCUGGAAAAAUCCAAAGGGAUGUGGUUGGCAUGAAGCUGUAAUAUUGGCAUCAGUGGAAAAUACAACCCCACUUGUUGCAUGUGCCAUGAGUGUAGAAAUAGAAAUAAACACACACUUUGGCCUUAUUAGACCCUACUGUUUCUACACAAUGAUCAUUAGACACGUAGCAUUCAUGAAGCCCCCAGAGGAAGCUCAAAAACCUGCAAAAAAAAAUGAACCAGCAAAAGAGGGAAAGUUGAUGCAAUUUGUCUGGUCCUUUGUUUCAAAAAGCCUUUAAAGAUCCCAUAAGCACCCUUCUCUCCAAAUAACUGAAGGGCUUUUCAUAACUUGGUUAGACAUGAAAAUGGGCAUCAGAGGGAAAAUGGAGAAAGAAAAUGUGCCAUUAAAAUCAAACUGCCUUUUUGAAACAUUGUGUCCUUCACCAAAGUAAAGUUUUAAUCAAAAUUGCCAAAUAGUACAACUAGCUUCAAUGUAUCAUUCUCUUUUUAUUUCCUUCCAUAGGCAUUCAAAGAGAAAUUAAAUGGUCAAGAGACUGAUAAUGCCCAGGGCUAGAGCUCUGAAUGACACCUGCCAUUUAGAAUAAUUCUCAGAGGAGUCAAAGAUGACUUUUGUAAGGACAGGUUAGUUCAGAUUAAUCCUCAAAUGAUAAAUUGGUUGCCUUCCAAAUGUUCACUUCUAAAUUCAUUAUUUAAACUCAGAAUAUAUUUCCUUACAUACAUAUCACCCAAUGCCAGAUUCCCAAGUGAAUCCAGGAAAGCCCACUUAAGUCAUGACUGGGUUACUGUAUCUAUUACACCUGAUUGAGUUACAGUCCCAACCAAAAACAACCAAUAAGAGAAGAAAGGCUACUUCCUCCUGCUUUUUCAUAUCUAUGAUGUGUCAAAGCUAAAGAGUGUCUAUGGUUCUUUCAGCAUCUAUUCCCCAUUCUGUGUUUUACUUCCCAGAUCCACUGCAUCCCAUGUUCUACAAUCCGCUCUGCUGCAGUGCAUCCCAUCUCACCCCUUCCCCACUGCCUGCCAACAGGCUUCAUGCUCCCAAAUGACCUAACUCCAGUUCCAUGUAUCGUGGUUUGGUGUUCAGAAGAAAACAAUUCACCUGAACGCAUUCUGAAUGCCUAAGAGUCUUAAUUUCAGAGAAGUGCUGCAUGUUCUAAAGAGCAGUUGCUUUCUCACUCCAACUUCUAAUUGAUAGAAUUGCUGGCAAAGUAAAAAAAUAAAAAAAGUGAGGUGGUGUGGGGAGGUCUAGAAAACUGGAUCAGACACCCAAAUUGUUCUUCCUGAUCACUGCCUCCUCCUGUCCUCCUCCCCACACACUCCCAAAGUACCUUCCAGGCUGAGAUCCUGGCCUGAAUAUGUUUGCAUAUGGGGUAUUUCUAUGUUGAUUGUAAACUCAAAGGCAAAUUUAUUCAUAAUGACCUUUAUUUAAGGUCACUUCCAGGGUCCCUGGGUUGCCUCACAGCAUUUCCUCUGAUGGUUGAGUUGAAAAUCAGUAUUCCUUACCAGUAAGAUGUAGAGUUACUUAGAUUGCAAUACAGCUUGUUGAAGUCCUUUUCACCACUAAUUAAUUGCCUUUCCUUGUUUUAAGUGGAUCAAUAUUUCAGAAAGUUAAUUGCUGAAGCAUUGCUCGAAGAAUGCCAAGCAUCUUCUAAACUUUGGCAAUGCAGUGGUCAUCAGUAUACUAAAAAAGUUGCCAACACUAUGCUUUUAAAAAUCUGUGCUGUGCAAAAAAAAUGCAUAUGUGUUAAAAAUAUGGUUGCCUCUUAUUUUUGACUAAUUAUAUUAGCAUACUUGGUAUUAUAGAACCAUAAACUGGCUGCUUUUUGUUAAUAUGUAAAUAAUGGCCACUUCAAACUCCCAAGAGCAAUAGCCUUUGAAACUGCAAGAAAUAGAAAAAGAAUAUUCUUUUCAAUCCUCUGAGAAUUGUGCCAUAAACGCUGAGAGUAAGCAUAAAGACAGUGGCUGUACUGUAGCAUAUAAAUACUAAUUUGCUACAAGAUUUAACAUAUAAGUGAAUAGAAAAUGUUUCCCUAAUGAUAAAAAUUUAAAUAUUUCAACAUUCUUUGACAAUAAAUGCUUUAAGCCUGAAAAAAAUGUAAUUUUCCUUUAAAAUGCAGAAAACAGUUCUAGGUUCCAGGUUUAAAGAUUACUUUUUGAUGAUGACUGAACUCAUUUAUUAAUGUACAAAUAUAGUUGAUACUUAAAAGUGAUUUUUAAAAUCUUAUUCAUAUUGUAUAAAUUACUACGUGAGUUAUAAGCUGGUUAAAUAUUUCUACAGCCACAGAAAGAUAGCUGGGUUUUGGUCUUUCUAAAAUACCCAGCAAAUCCAAUAGACUUCUCAUAGAAUGAUCCUUAACUCUCUAAGAUAAAAAUCCAUUCUGCCUUCUAACUGAAAACAGAGACACAUUAAAAAAUGAGACUUAAAAAUGAGAAAAGUGAGGGUGGGGGAGUUUAACCAGUUCAGAUUGGAAAUUAAUGGAGAUACACAUACAAUUUCGUUACAAUAAGAGAUGUUUUAAUACCCAUAAGAAAUGAAUUAUUUUCACAAGGUAUGGUAAGAAUCAAUUGCUCAAUGUUCCAAAAUUCCAAAGAAUCUGAUGUUUUAUACAGAUUCAGUGAGUUAUCUGCAAACUAGGGCAGAUUCUUGUAAUUUCCCCACAGUUAGCAGUGGAAGAAUCCAGUGAACUGUAUACUAGUAUUCACUAUAGCAGUCACUACCAAAAGAUUACUCAAUGUGCAUGCAAUAAUUCAAAUGAGGUCAUUUGAACACAACUGUAUUUUUUAACACACAUUGGCAAAUUAAAUUUUGUUUUUCACUAUUUUGAUUUCAAAGAUACCUUAUCCUCUUUUCUGAUUAAUUUUCACUUACUUUUUCCAAUAUUUAGCAUAAAAUUUCUCAACCUACCCCAUCCUGUCAUUACUUCCCCGUCAAGAUAAAAAUCUGUAAAAUAAUAGCAUUUGGAGAGCUCCUUAUUUCUAGGAAUUCUUAGGUGAAUUCCUAAGAAAUAAGGGGAUUUUAAUAAUUCAGAUGAAUUUCAGACACAUUCUCUAAUUUUUCUAUAAGCCUGGGGUCUCUGUUUCUUUAUAAAAUAAGCAAAAUACUUGAGCCUUUCCCAGAAUGGUGGAUAGAAUAAAUAAAUAUUUAUGAAGAAUUUACUUUAGAGACCCUAAAAAAAGCAGUAACGAGGUUUUUUUAUUCUAAGGAAUAUAUUAAAAACAUUUUCCUCCAAAGUAAGUAGUUCACUUAAAAGUUCACAUUUCAUUUUUGUCCAACUACUUUCUUUUUCCUUAGAAAGGUAGUACAUAAAGGUGGGAUCUUCUUGCAAAAUGGUAUGCAGUUUUUUUUUUUUAAUCUGGAGAAAACCAAAUGAAUUUAAGAAAUACCCUAUCUGCUUUCUGCAGGAGAUUCCAGGAAAUUUUAUUUUGGCACAGGCAGAAGAGCCUAAGGGAACUCUGAAUUCUGUAUCUAUGAUUGAAGGUAGUAGAAAUACCAGAGUGCACACAGUAAUAGCAAAGGAAUUCUUGUAUUCUUUUCUGGCUUAAGCAAUUCGGGACAAUUCCAGUGUACUGUUCCAGACCCUAAUGAAAAAAUGUUCCAUACUAGCAUGUCAAUGGCCUUAUGUUGAAAUGAAUUGGCAGUGAGGACUGCACACAUGCCCACAGGCAUACACACACACACACACACACACACACACACACACACACACACACACACUUCAAGUAAGGACUGCUGGAGCACCCAGAGCUAAUGUAAUUCAAUUAGAAUCAGGUGACACCUUUUACACUUUUCCUGUCUCUUCCUGCAUGAGUUCUUUACACUUAAAAACACACCAGGCCCCAGAAGGCCCACAAACAUGGUAUGCUUCCAUCUUAGGAAGCUUGAGUCAAUUUAUUUUCGAAAGUACUUUUUUGCUGUUGAAAUCCUGAUGGAAAAACCAUUAUAGUAGCCAUUUUGAAAUGUGUGAAUUACAUGAACUGUAUAUUUGGCCUUUAUUAUUAGAAAACAAUGAACAGAUCUUGCCUUUUAUUCCUGUUCUUCUGCAUCAUGCAUGCUAGCUAUUCUGUCAAACUGAAAACCAGUGAUCGCUUAAGCCAAUGUGAGCGUAAACUGCUUCUUCAGAAGGUGGAUGGUCCUGUGUUCUGGGAGACCAUGUCAUCACCGUGACACCCCUUGCUCUUACUUGGUCAUGCUUACUUAAAGAUUUGGGGGGGGGGUGUUUUUCUUGGAGACUUUGCAAUUAGAAGAAGAAAAAUAAGAAUUAUGAACCAGUAUUUAAUUCAACCUGGAUGUUUUAAAGAGCAAUUUAGAGGAUGUGUUGGACUGUUUCUUUAUCCAUUAAAUAAGAUUUUAUUUAUUCUCAA
This is a messenger RNA of Manis pentadactyla (Chinese pangolin), 12887 nucleotides long. RefSeq names its product myopalladin (gene MYPN). The coding region runs from base 766 to 4776 and encodes 1336 amino acids. The transcript is spliced from 20 exons. Lineage: Eukaryota; Metazoa; Chordata; Mammalia; Pholidota; Manidae. The record is from RefSeq and is a predicted model, not a curated record.